Molecule: messenger RNA, 1777 nt
Organism: Cloeon dipterum
Lineage: Eukaryota; Metazoa; Arthropoda; Insecta; Ephemeroptera; Baetidae
Product: BTB/POZ domain-containing protein 2-like
Exons: 5
Coding region: 141-1526 (461 amino acids)
Biological process (GO): neurogenesis
Cellular component (GO): cytosol; P-body
Molecular function (GO): protein binding
Source: RefSeq, a predicted model, not a curated record
CAUUCUUCACCUGCCACACAAUUUUGAAAUAGCACACAACCCCAGGGCUGCAUUCUUUGCGCGCCUUUGCGCUGUCAAAAUCAUUGCUAAGCGGCAUAACUACUUUAGAAGCAACGAGAGCAGUAGCUCAAAUCUGUAACAUGGGUGCCCAAGAUGUUCAGGAAAAUUCCUCACCUCAGGAGGAUGCAACCGAGCUUCAACUCGAUAGCAUUAAGAACAAAGAGCAGUGGGAUCGAUCAGGAGAUGCGCUGAAGGAUUUCUUAUUCCUAUACAAAACAGGCGUUUUGUAUGACUGCACCUUCCUUGUCAAACAAUCUGACGACCCAAAUGACCAGUUCGUUUUCAAAUGCCACAAGCUCGUCUUAUCGAUUGCAAGUCCUGUGUUCGAAACAAUGUUCAAUGGGAAUUUUUCGGAAUCAAAAAGAGAGGUUGACGAAGAGAUUGUCAUCCACAAUACUUCACCCAAGGCCUUUGACGCAGCCAUGAAGUUCAUCUACGGACGGGAGUUGAACUUCGGUGAUGUAAUGCUUGCCAGCGAAAUAUAUACCUUUGCGCACUUUUGGCAAAUUGACAGCCUCAUGACAGCGGUUGAGAAGUACCUUGGCAAACCAACUCCAGAAAAUGUGUGCAAAAUCUACGACAUGUACCAAACGCUCAACAGCAGCGAGGAAAAACUCCAAAAGAGCAUGGAGGUCAUCUUGGUGAAUACCUCGGAAAUCUUCAGCAGCUCUUUCUGGAAGACCGUGUCUCUGGACACUGUUGUGGAUAUCCUAAAUCAAGACCGCCUUAAUGUAGCUGGCGAGUCAGUCCUGAUAGAGUCUCUGAUCCAAUGGGGCAAAGCUCAGCUAGAUGACCCCGACGACGUGAAUGUUGGUCCAAAACUGAGGGAGGUGAUAGACCAGCCAUUGAAGCUGAUCAGAUUCUUCCAAAUGGACAUGAAAGAGUUUUCAGCCCUGUGCACCACAACACUGAGCAACAUUCUGACUGUGGAGGAAAAGUAUGCUAUUCUCCUAAGCAUGUCAAUGGAUUCAAGAGAAUAUCUGCCUGAGGGUUUCAGUAAAAAAUCUUGUCGGGAAGGCUUGCACCAGAACGCAACUACCCUUGACCUCAAGACUUCGUACUACAACAAUGGCUCCAGGGAGGACUUUUGGUUCAAAACUGACAAGAGCGUCUACAUCCUUGGCUUCAAAUUCAUCAAAUUCAAUCACUACGAUGCCUCUUUUGAACCUUCGUCUGCAUUUUUCCAGCUACAAGACGAGAAAGGCAACCUCAUCGGCUCUGGCAGCACAGAGAGCAGAGAUAGUAAAAGAAACUAUUUUACAUUUCGCAAGCCUGUUCUGCUCCAAGCAAAUGUCAAUGUCCAACUGCAAGUGAAGAUUUCCAACCUGAGCCUCUACUACACGCAACAGAAUUUCAACGCAGUAAGGUAUGACGUCCAGCUGAACGACCGCACCAUUGUCACCAUCAACCUGCUUAGAGACGCUUCAUGUGCAGGAAUUGCAGCUCUGGUUCUGGCUCGUAGUUGAAAUCAUCACUUGGUGUUUGCAAGAAACAUUUGACUCUUUGCAGGGAUUGCAAAGUAGAGAAAAGGGGAUUUAAGGGAAAAUAAGCAAGUUUUUAAGACUUGGUGAUACAUAUGUAACUGAGUACCUUAUUUGAUUGAUAUUUACGCAUUGUUCGACUUGAUUUUAAAAUUGGGUGAAAUGUUUUUAUUUUGAAGAAAACUUUCAUUAUUGAAAUGUGCUACUGGUAAGUGCAUUAAUUAAAAUUAAAAUGA